AUGAAAGUGUCUUCGGUUUCAUCAGACCAGUGGAAAACCAUGGUGCCAUCAAAAGUAUCCUCGCUUGCCAAAUCUUUGACUCUCGUGGUAACAUCACCGACGAAGGCCACUAAAUUGGGAUUGUUCCGUGCUGCUGUACCAUUUGGAGCCAGUACUGGUAUCUACGAAGCUCUUGAAUUUCGUUACAAUGUCAAGAAAGAAUACCACGCCAAAGGUCUCAAAACUGCCAUCAAAACAUCAAUUCCAUAA
Molecule: messenger RNA, 249 nt
Organism: Diabrotica balteata
Lineage: Eukaryota; Metazoa; Arthropoda; Insecta; Coleoptera; Chrysomelidae
Source: the annotation of a GenBank genome assembly